UGGCCAAGACGCCACAGGAUGCAGUGGGUGAAGGUGCUUGGGGGGGUGGUGGGGGCCGCUGCCCUCUUGGGGCUGGGGGUCAUCCUGGGCCACUUUGCUAUCCCAUCAGCCCCCAGUGCCUCAGCCUCCCAGGACCUGGACCUGGAGAUCCUUGAGGCUGUUAUGAAACAGCUAGAUGCCAGCAGGAUCCGGGAGAACCUUAGAGAGCUCUCCAGGGAGCCGCACCUGGCCUCCAGCCCUCGGGAUGAGGCCCUGGUGCAGUUGCUGCUGCAGCGCUGGAGUGACCCAGAGUCAGGCCUGGACUCGGCUAAGGCCUCCACGUAUGAAGUGCUGCUGUCCUUCCCCAGCCAGGAGCAGCCUAACCGUGUAGCCAUUGUGGGUCCCACUGGGGACAUCCUCUACUCCUGUCGCCAGAGUGAAGAGAACCUGACUGGGGAGCAGGGAGGGCCUGAUGUGGUUCCACCCUAUGCUGCCUACGCUCCCCCCGGAACCCCACAGGGCCUCCUUGUCUAUGCCAACCGGGGCUCGGAAGAUGACUUUAAGGAGCUACAGGCUCAAGGCAUUGAACUCAACGGCACCAUUGCCCUGACCCGCUAUGGAGGUGUAGGACGCGGGGCCAAGGCUGUGAACGCUGCCAAGUUCAAGGUGGCUGGGGUACUGGUGUACACAGACCCCGCAGAUAUCAACGAUGGGCGGAGCUUGCCCAAUGAGACCUUCCCACACUCCUGGCACCUGCCUCCCUCAGGGGUGGAGCGAGGCUCCUAUUAUGAGUAUUUUGGGGACCCCCUAACCCCAUACCUUCCAGCCAAUCCUUCCUCCUUCCGUCUGGAUCCUGCCACUGUCCCUGGAUUUCCCCCAAUUCCCAUUCAGCCCAUUGGCUUCCAGGAUGCAAAAGUCCUUCUCUGUAACCUCCAAGGAAACUCAGCCCAGGAUGCCUGGCAAGGAGCACUGGGCUGUGAUUACAAGUUGGGUCCCGGCUUCCAGCCUGAUGGUGUCUUCACAGGCAGCCAGGUGAACGUGAGUGUCUACAACCGCCUGGAACUGCGCAAUUCCUCCAACGUCCUGGGGUUCAUCCGCGGGGCUGUGGAGCCUGACCGCUAUGUGCUGUACGGGAACCACCGGGACAGCUGGGUACACGGGGCCGUGGACCCCAGCAGUGGCACUGCUGUCCUCCUGGAGCUCUCCCGUGUCCUGGGGACCCUGCUGAAGAAGGACACCUGGCGGCCCCGCAGAUCGAUCGUGUUUGCGAGCUGGGGGGCAGAGGAGUUUGGGCUCAUUGGCUCCACAGAAUUCACCGAGGAGUUCUUCAGCAAGCUGCAGGAGCGCACCGUGGCCUACAUCAACGUGGACAUCUCGGUGUUUGCCAACGCGACCCUGAGGGCACAGGGGACGCCCCCGGUCCAGAGCGUCGUCUUCUCAGCAGCCAAACAGAUCCCCUUACCUGGCUCCGGCAGCCUCAGCAUCUACGACAAUUGGAUCCGGUAUUUCAACCGUAGCAGCCCGGUGUACGGCCUGGUCCCUAGCUUGGGCUCUCUGGGUGCUGGCAGCGACUAUGCACCCUUCAUUCACUUCCUGGGCAUCUCCUCCAUGGACAUCGCCUACACCUAUGACAGGAGCAAGACCUCAGCCCGGAUCUAUCCCACCUACCACACAGCCUUCGACACCUUUGGUUACGUGGACAAGUUCCUGGACCCUGGCUUCAGCAGCCACCAGGCUGUGGCCCAGGUGGCAGGGAGCGUGCUUCUCCGGCUCAGUGAUAGCCUCUUCCUGCCUCUCAAUGUCAGUGACUACAGUGAGACACUCCAAAGCUUCCUGCAGGCUGCCCAGCAGCACCUCGGGGCUAUGUUGGAGCAGCAGAGCAUCAGCCUAGGGCCUCUGGUGACUGCAGUGAAGAAGUUCGAAGAGGUGGCCACGGCCUUGGGCCAACACAUAUCAGUGCUGCAGAAGGACACCCCCGACCCGCUGCAGGUCCGGAUGCUCAAUGACCAGCUGAUGCUCUUGGAAAGGACCUUCCUGAACCCUCGAGCCUUCCCAGAGGAACGCUACUACAGCCACGUGCUCUGGGCGCCCCGCACCGGCUCUGUGGCCACAUUCCCAGGCCUGGCCAAUGCCUACGUCAGAGCCAUGAACACAGGACCUGGAUCUGCAGCCUGGGCUGAGGUACAGAGGCAGCUCAGCAUCGUGGUGGCAGCCCUGGAGGGUGCAGCAGCCACCCUGAGGCCUGUGACUGACCUCUGACCCCAGCCCUCCUUCCUCAGCUCUCC
Hipposideros armiger (great roundleaf bat) is the source of this 2264-nucleotide messenger RNA. It is a transcript of the gene NAALADL1, whose product is annotated as N-acetylated alpha-linked acidic dipeptidase like 1. The record is from RefSeq and is a predicted model, not a curated record. Gene Ontology annotation, molecular function: carboxypeptidase activity. The transcript is spliced from 18 exons. Lineage: Eukaryota; Metazoa; Chordata; Mammalia; Chiroptera; Hipposideridae. Bases 19 to 2238 code for a protein of 739 amino acids.